Messenger RNA from Zymoseptoria tritici IPO323, 1170 nucleotides. RefSeq lists its product as uncharacterized. Gene Ontology annotation, molecular function: chitinase activity; chitin binding. Gene Ontology annotation, biological process: carbohydrate metabolic process; chitin catabolic process. The record is from RefSeq and is a predicted model, not a curated record. Lineage: Eukaryota; Fungi; Ascomycota; Dothideomycetes; Mycosphaerellales; Mycosphaerellaceae. The coding region runs from base 1 to 1170 and encodes 389 amino acids. The transcript has 5 exons. Gene Ontology annotation, cellular component: extracellular region.
AUGUACUUCCCCAACUGGGACAUCUACGGCCGCAACUUCCAACCCCAAGACCUUCCCGCAGACAAAAUCACCCACGUCCUCUACUCAUUCGCCAACGUCCGCCCCGAAACCGGCGAAGUCUACCUCAGCGACACAUAUGCCGAUCUGGAGAAGCACUAUCCGGAAGACUCGUGGAGCGAUACGGGGAACAAUGUGUAUGGCUGCGUGAAGCAGUUGUAUUUACUCAAGAAGAAGAAUCGACACUUGAAGGUGUUGUUGAGUAUUGGUGGAUGGACGUAUAGCGCCAAUUUUCCGCAAGCUGCAGCUACGCCUGCUGGUCGUCAGAAGUUCGCCGACUCCUCAGUGGCGCUGUUGAAGAACCUGGGCUUCGACGGUAUUGAUAUCGAUUGGGAAUAUCCAAAGGAUCCCACCGAGGCCAGCAACCUGGUAGAGCUCCUCUCGACAGUCAGAGCCGUCCUGCAAAAUUACACCGUCAGCCUGCCAGGACAACCUCAAUUCCUACUGACCGUAGCAUCGCCCGCUGGCCCUUCCAACUACGAGAAAAUGGCACUCGCGAGAAUGGAUCCGUUCCUCGACUUCUGGAAUCUCAUGGCGUACGACUACGCUGGAUCGUGGGAUUCUGUAACCGGACACCAGGCCAACCUCUACCCUUCCCUCAGCGACCCGAAGAGUACUCCGUUCAGCACCGACACCGCUGUUCAAUAUUAUCUGCAGCAGGGUAUCAAGCCUUCGAAACUGCUGUUGGGCAUGCCGCUGUAUGGACGGGCGUUCAAACAGACUGCGGGUCUUGGACAGCCGUUCUCGGGGGUUGGUGAAGGGUCGUGGGAGAAUGGGGUUUGGGACUAUAAGGAUCUUCCUCUCCCCGGCGCGGAAGUGCUCUACGACAACAACACCGUCGCAUCCUGGACGUACGACGCAGCGACCCAGACCGUGGUAUCGUUCGAUAGUCCGGAAGCCGUGACCGAGAAAUUGAAUUACAUCAAGAGACUCGGCCUUGGAGGGACCAUGUGGUGGGAAGCCAACGGCGACAAAGUCGAGAAUGGUACCAGCAACAACAGCAAGAGUCUUGUCAAGACUGCCGUUCGCGCUCUUGACAGGCUGGAAAGCAGCCCAAAUGUCUUGAAUUACCCGGAGAGUCAGUAUGACAACUUGAAGAAGGGCAUGGCGUGA